AUGCAAGAAUAAGUAGAUUAAAUAAGAGAAGAUUACAAAAUCAAAACAGAAGGAAUAAUAUAAAAUAUGUAAUAAGCAAUAGAUGUAUAAUAAUUAUUUAAUAAAUAGGAAUCAUUCAAUAGAAUUGAUGCAUAACUUGAUCAAAUUCUUAAUGAUAAAUUUAAUUUUAUUUAGAUAUCACCAUCUUAAUUAUAAUCAGAUUUACCAAAAAUUAAUACUUUAAUUCAAUUUUAAAAUUAAGAUUAUUAAAAAUAAAUCAAUUAAGAAGUGACUUCUUUAAUCAAAACUAAUAUUCAAAAAGUAUUUUAAAAGAAGGAUCAAUAUUAUUAAAAUUAAUAAAAAGAAAAUCAAAUUAAAUGGGAAAACUAAAUCUAAGAAAAAGAUUAAUAAUUUAUAAAUAAAUAAACUAUUCAAUAAUCAUCAAUAUCUACUUAAUUCAAUCUUAAACCAUUCACUUAUUAAUUAAUAUAACAAAACUCUAUUAAAUAAUAUGAACGGUGUUUUGCAAUUGCUGUUAAUUAAGAUUGUUCUAUAUUAGUUGCUGGAUGUUCAAAUUAAAUUAAAGUAUUUGAAUUUUAAUAAGCAAUUAUGAAGUAAGUUUAACUUUUAAGUGAACAUAGUAAUGAUGUUGCUACUUUGAAUUUUAUGAAGAGAUCAGAUUAGUUUAUAUCUGGAAGUGAUGAUAAAUAGAUUAUUAUUUGGAAAAGAAAUCAAAAUAAUUCAUGGAUUUCUUAAUAAAAAUUGAAUGGACAUACAAGUUAUAUCAGAUGUUUAAUAAUAAAUAAUAAUGAAGAUCUUAUUGUGUCUGGCAGUUAUGAUAACACAAUUAAAUUCUGGUAGAAAUAGAAUGAAUGGAUUUGUUCAUAGACAAUUACAGAUCAUAAUGAUGGUGUAUAUGGAUUAAGUUUAAAUGAAUAAUAAAAUAGAGUGAUAUCUUGUGGGAAUGAUUAAUUUAUAUUAGUAAUAGAAGAAUAGAAUAAAUAAUGGAUUGUAAUAUAAAAGAUUACAGUAGAAACAAGAGGAUUUAGAUUAUGUUAUAUAGAUAAUAAUACAUUCACAUUCUAACCUAAUGGAAAAGAGUACAUGCAUGUAUUUGAGAUGAAUAGCACAAAUAAAUAGUAUACCAAAACUAAAGAUAUUCCUGUUAAAGGUAGUUCGGAUCAUUAUUUCUUUCCUUAAUAAUAUAUAAAAUCAAAAUGUAUCCUUGUGAAUAAGAAUGCUUCAAAUGUGAAUUUAAUAAGGAAGAAAUAAAAUGGUGAGUUUAUUAUUGAGUAAUCUAUUGACUUUGGAACUGGAACUAUUUUUGGAUAUAUGACUGAUGAUGGUCAGUAUUUGAUUACUUGGGAUUAUUAAACAAAAGAAUAUCAGAUAAGGAAAUAUUAGGAAUUAUGA
Messenger RNA from Paramecium pentaurelia, 1392 nucleotides. The record is from the annotation of a GenBank genome assembly. NCBI's taxonomy places the organism in Eukaryota, Ciliophora, Oligohymenophorea, Peniculida, Parameciidae.